Molecule: messenger RNA, 1050 nt
Organism: Indicator indicator
Lineage: Eukaryota; Metazoa; Chordata; Aves; Piciformes; Indicatoridae
Gene: E2F6
Product: E2F transcription factor 6
Exons: 7
Coding region: 1-792 (263 amino acids)
Biological process (GO): regulation of transcription by RNA polymerase II
Cellular component (GO): RNA polymerase II transcription regulator complex
Molecular function (GO): DNA-binding transcription factor activity, RNA polymerase II-specific; protein dimerization activity; RNA polymerase II cis-regulatory region sequence-specific DNA binding
Source: RefSeq, a predicted model, not a curated record
AUGGCCAGCCCUUGUAAGUGGGAGCGUCUGAGGCCGCUGCGGCCGGACACGCUGCGUGCGAGUGAGCCACCAAUGAUCAAGCUGAGUGUGGAUGAUGACGUACGGUUUGUGAGAAGAACUCUGAAAGCCAGAAAGCCUCGAUUUGAUGCAUCUUUGGUUUAUUUGACCCAAAAAUUCAUGGAUCUUAUCAGAACAGCUCCAGAUGGUGUUCUUGAUUUAAAUGAAGUAGCAACAACACUUGGAGUACGAAAACGAAGAGUGUAUGACAUCACCAAUGUAUUGGAUGGAAUCCACUUAAUUCAGAAAAGAUCUAAGAAUCUUAUCCAGUGGAUAGGUUCUAAUCUUGACCACAUUGUUGGAAGAACACCAGAAAAGCAAAGUCUUAAAGAUGAACUUUCUGACUUAGCAAGCAUGGAAGAAGCUCUGGAUGAAUUAAUCCAUGAUUGUGCUCAUCAGUUAUUUGAGCUAACAGAUGACAAAGAAAAUGCAAAACUAGCUUAUGUGACCUGUCAGGAUAUCCGUAGCAUUCAGGCAUUUCAAGGACAGAUUGUGAUUGCAAUCAAAGCUCCAGAGGAAACCAAAUUGGAAAUACCAAUUCCUAAAGAAGAUUGCAUAGAAGUACAUGUGAAGAGCACAAAAGGACCCAUUGAUGUGUACCUAUGUGAGGGGGAACAAGAGAAGCCAGGUGCCAAAACUUUUGAAGACAUGGAUACUGUCACUUCUGAAACUGAGUUAUCAGUUUCUCCUGAUGAAGUGGGCUCUCCAGUGGAAGAAAAUCAUCACACCAUCUGAGAUGACAAAUUAAUUACAACUCGAAAGUCUAAUACAGAAUGUAAAUAUCUGUUUUAUAGAAAUUUUCCAAAGCCACUCAGAUCUGCAAACUUAGUAACUGAAAUGUUCCAAAGUGUUUUAAAUUUAAAAUAGCGAUGAGUUGGUGGAGUGCUUUCAGAGGAUUGCUUAUCUUCUCAAGUCAAAAGACAAAGAGUUCCUAGAGUUGCUUUUAGGAGCUUUGUUUUAGUAAUUGGAUGUGAUCCGCAGAGCUUUGGGUCA